UCAAUGAAAAUAAGGCAAACAUUGCUAAUGGAAUUAGCCCAAAUUUCAGGUUCGUUAGUAUUUAACCAGAUCCAUUCAAACGGUAUCGUCAAUCCAAGUUACAGAAUGAGGCCUCAGAUAGUGUUGUUUGGGGACUCAAUUACAGAGCAAUCUUUCCGAUCGGGUGGUUGGGCUGCUGCUCUUGCUGAUACUUACUCUCGCAAGGCUGAUGUUUUGGUACGUGGUUAUGGUGGGUACAAUACCAGGUGGGCUUUAUUCUUGUUGCAUCACAUUUUUCCUAUGGGAUCUGCAAUGCCUCUUGUCGCUGCGACUAUAUUUUUUGGGGCUAAUGAUGCGGCUCUUUUGGGGAGAACUGGUGAAAGGCAACAUGUGCCUGUUGAAGAAUACAAGGAAAAUCUAAGAAGAAUUGUUCAACACUUAAAGAAUUGUUCCCCUACCGUGCUAGUUGUACUUAUAACUCCACCUCCCAUAGAUGAGCAUGGGCGCCUAGAAUAUGCACGGUAUUAGUCUUUUUCUUUUAACACAUGCUGCUCUUCAUAAGUGUUAAUGUAAGUAAAAAAAUACAUAUCUUUGUAAGACUCAACUAAAUCAUUUGAUGCAAUUAGAUGAGACUGGAGAAAUAGGUUCACCUGUUUCUGUACUUGAUCAAUUUCAAUAUAAAUGCCAACAGUUGAAGCUGUUCUUCAUUCUCAAUACUGGAAUUUCUUCUUUACUUGUAGCUCUCAUCUUUUCAAGGGUAAUCAACUUUAAAUGUAGACAUUUAAGGGGGAAAAAAACAGUAAUUUCUUUGCUAAGAUUCAUUUUCUCUUAUGAAGAAUUAGUUAUGCAUGGUUUUCUUUGAAUUAAAAAUCGAAUAUGGAACUUUUUUGAGAAAACUAAUUUAAUUUAGCAUACGUGUUCCUUUCUUAAGGAUUAAAGAUACUUUCCUUUUUGAGUUGUGGACUAAGAUGUAAAAGAGAGAGAUUGCUCAUGUUUAUAAACACUCAAGUCAUUUUUAUACACUCACAUUUUGACGGACUCACAAGUACUCUACCCAUUUAUUGAUAACUCAUUUCUAUCUAUUUAUAAUUUAGACUA
Molecule: messenger RNA, 1077 nt
Organism: Olea europaea var. sylvestris
Lineage: Eukaryota; Viridiplantae; Streptophyta; Magnoliopsida; Lamiales; Oleaceae
Product: GDSL esterase/lipase At5g62930-like
Exons: 4
Coding region: 4-507 (167 amino acids)
Molecular function (GO): hydrolase activity, acting on ester bonds
Source: RefSeq, a predicted model, not a curated record